CAAAGAGUGAGGAGUUGGUGGAACUGAAGACUUGCCAAGGACGGGUAAAGACAGCCUUGUGUUGAAGAAUGUCGCGAUGAAAUACGCCGUUUUUCGUGGCUUGCAUAAAUGUCCGGUUGUGGCUCUCGGGCGCCAGCCCGACAAUCAUUCAGAGACACCAUUCGUCGGGCUCCUAAGUGCAUUAAUUUCGGAACUGUGCAUCGUUUUUCAUGUGCAAAGAAUAAGAACUUUACCAGAUUGCUUGAGGGGACAGGCUCCAUCACCUGUGCAGCCCCGGCUCAUGCGUUUAGAUGCGACGGUCAAAGUGCACCAAUGAACGUCGAAG
Messenger RNA from Fusarium redolens, 325 nucleotides. RefSeq lists its product as uncharacterized. The transcript has a single exon. The record is from RefSeq and is a predicted model, not a curated record. Bases 77 to 316 code for a protein of 79 amino acids. NCBI's taxonomy places the organism in Eukaryota, Fungi, Ascomycota, Sordariomycetes, Hypocreales, Nectriaceae.